AUGACAGAUAGUUUAUUAUCAAGACCGCAAACAUCCCACUUUACUAUAGCUCCAUAUGAACUUCAUAAGGAUUCAUUCAUAUUUGCUAAUGGCGAUCGAUAUGAUGGUGAGUAUAUUAUUACCAAUGAAGGUCAAGUGAUGCGUCAUGGUCAUGGUAAACAUAUAGGUGUUAAUCAACAAUAUAUUUAUGAAGGUUCAUGGAAUCAUGAUAAAAUGCAUGGAACAGGACAAUUAACUUUUGCCAAUGGUACAUCGUAUAAAGGAGAAUUUCAAUCAAAUUUUUAUCAUGGUAUCGGCAUAUACACAUGGUCAGAUGGUACACAAUAUAAAGGUUUAUGGCAUAAUUCAAAACCAAUAGGUAAAGCAGAAUAUUUUGAUUCCAAUUUGGGUGCCUCAUUCAUUGGUAUGGUCAAUGAACAAGGAAUAAACAUGCGAUAUAAACUUGAUCGUGCAUAA
Molecule: messenger RNA, 456 nt
Organism: Rotaria sp. Silwood1
Lineage: Eukaryota; Metazoa; Rotifera; Eurotatoria; Philodinida; Philodinidae
Source: the annotation of a GenBank genome assembly